CCGGACGUCACUGUUUCUGAGCAGCUUGAGUGUUCUCCUUUACGUCCACGACUCACGACCUCCGACAUGCCUGCGAGCCCUCGUCUAAGCGAUCAUGAACUUGCUGCUAUCAACGCUGCGGCAGUGACGCGUGAAUACAAUGUCAAGCCCCAUCUUGAUUAUCGGACAGUCUCUGCCGUCAACGGACCGUUAGUCGUCUUGGACAAUGUCAAGUUCCCCUCAUACAACGAGAUUGUACAACUGACUCUGCCUGAUGGUACGAAACGUGGCGGUCAAGUUCUUGAAGUGCAGGGGAAGAAGGCGAUCGUCCAGGUCUUCGAGGGCACAUCGGGCGUCGAUGUGCGGGCCACCCAUGUUGAGUUCACCGGCAGCAGCAUGAAGCUACCCGUCGCGGAAGACAUGCUUGGACGUAUCUUCAACGGCUCAGGCCAGCCCAUAGACAACGGCCCUAAGGUUUUUGCAGAAGAUUACUUGGACAUUAAUGGCUCUCCCAUCAACCCCUACUCUCGUAUAUACCCCGAGGAAAUGAUCCAGACCGGUAUCUCCACCAUUGAUGUGAUGAACUCCAUCGCGCGAGGACAGAAGAUUCCUAUCUUCUCCGCUGCGGGUCUGCCACACAACGAGAUCGCUGCUCAAAUUGUACGGCAGGCCGGCUUGGUCAAGGGCCCGACAAAAGACGUUCACGAUGGCCAUGAAGACAACUUCUCAGUAGUAUUUGCCGCUAUGGGUGUGAACAUGGAAACUGCGCGCUUCUUCAGGCAAGACUUCCAGGAAAAUGGCAGUCUAGACCGUGUCACCCUCUUCUUCAACCUCGCUAACGACCCCACGAUUGAGCGUAUCAUCACCCCGCGUCUCGCCCUUACAACAGCCGAGUACUAUGCUUACCAGCUCGAGAAACACGUUUUGGUCAUCCUCACGGACAUGUCAUCGUACGCAGACGCUCUCCGUGAGGUAUCUGCCGCACGAGAGGAGGUUCCUGGUCGUCGUGGAUACCCUGGUUACAUGUACACCGACUUGUCCACAAUCUACGAACGUGCAGGUCGCGUGGAGGGUCGUAAUGGCUCGAUCACUCAGAUCCCUAUUCUGACAAUGCCUAAUGACGACAUCACGCACCCAAUUCCCGAUCUCACCGGGUACAUCACGGAGGGCCAGAUCUAUGUCGACCGCCAGUUGCACAACAGGCAAAUAUACCCCCCGAUCAAUGUCUUGCCCUCCCUGUCGCGUCUCAUGAAGAGCGCCAUCGGUGAGAAAUUGACCCGCAAGGACCACGGUGAUGUUUCCAACCAGCUGUACGCGAAGUACGCAAUUGGACGUGACGCUGCAGCAAUGAAGGCAGUUGUUGGUGAAGAGGCACUAUCACCAGAGGACAAGCUCGCGCUGGAGUUCCUCGACAAGUUCGAAAAGCAGUUCGUCGGCCAGGGCGCGUACGAGAGCAGGUCCAUCUUUGAUUCACUCGACCUUGCGUGGUCGUUGCUGCGCAUCUUCCCUAAGGAGCAGCUCAACCGUAUCAGCCCGAAGAUCAUAUCUGAGUUCUACGCCCGCAAGAGUCGCAAGGCCACCGAGGACGUCAAGGCUCCUGCGCAGGACAAGCUCGUUGAUGACGCGUAAGCAUGAGCUUCGCGUUCGAUGGCAAGACUCUAUUUUCAGCGUUCCCUCGCCGGUGGGCCAUGAAGAUACAUGCGUUCGUCGUCGAAGUCCAUGAGCCUGAGGUGGAGAAGCACGCGCCGAUGACACGAACAUUGCUCUUGCCAACAAUAAUUGUACAUAUCACCUUCAGCACGAUGUCGAUUGUUUGAUCUC
Molecule: messenger RNA, 1800 nt
Organism: Dichomitus squalens LYAD-421 SS1
Lineage: Eukaryota; Fungi; Basidiomycota; Agaricomycetes; Polyporales; Polyporaceae
Product: V-type ATPase
Exons: 10
Coding region: 67-1608 (513 amino acids)
Biological process (GO): proton transmembrane transport; ATP metabolic process
Cellular component (GO): proton-transporting V-type ATPase, V1 domain
Molecular function (GO): ATP binding; proton-transporting ATPase activity, rotational mechanism
Source: RefSeq, a predicted model, not a curated record